Morchella importuna is the source of this 1326-nucleotide messenger RNA. RefSeq lists its product as uncharacterized. Lineage: Eukaryota; Fungi; Ascomycota; Pezizomycetes; Pezizales; Morchellaceae. The transcript is spliced from 7 exons. Gene Ontology annotation, molecular function: metalloaminopeptidase activity. The record is from RefSeq and is a predicted model, not a curated record. Gene Ontology annotation, biological process: proteolysis. The coding region runs from base 1 to 1326 and encodes 441 amino acids.
AUGGGCAGUAUGGAGACGACUGCAGCGGAACUUGAACAGAAACUUAAGGUUUCCGAGGAGAAAAACAAAGAGGAAGUUCCUUCAAGUGGCCAAGCAGCUGACGAAGACUCUGGAGACGAGGAUGAGGUAGACGCUGCACCUGCUGGAGUGACGGGAGCUGCAAAGAAGAAGAAGAAAAAGAAGAAGCCCAAGAAGAAGACAAAAACAGGGGCCACUGCCCAGUCUAACCCUCCAAGAGUACCGAUAGAUCAACUAUUUCCAAAUGGAAGUUUCCCCGUAGGGGAAGAGUGCGACUAUAGGGAUGAGAAUUUGAAAAGGAAGACGGACGAAGAAAAACGACAUUUGGACCGCAUGAACAACGACUUUUUGACCGAAUAUAGGAAAGGGUCGGAGAUUCAUCGUCAAGUGAGGCAAUGGGCCCAAAAAACCGUGAAGCCGGGCAUGACUCUCACACAAAUUGCUGAGGGAAUCGAAGAUUCUGUGAGAGCGUUGGUAGGACAUGACGGACUCACUGAGGGCGAUUCCCUUCUGGGUGGAAUGGGGUUUCCUUGCGGUUUGAGUAUCAACAAUUGUGCUGCCCAUUACUCACCUAAUGCUGGAAACAAGAUGGUUUUGCACCAGGAGGACGUCAUGAAAGUAGACUUUGGCGUUCACGUAAAUGGAAGGAUUGUCGACAGUGCUUUCACCAUGACAUUUGACCCUGUAUACGAUAACCUUCUGGCUGCAGUUAAAGAUGCGACAAAUACUGGUAUUAGGGAGGCUGGUAUUGACGUCCGUAUGUGCGACAUAGGCGCCGCGAUCCAAGAGGUCAUGGAAAGUUACGAAGUAGAGAUUGGUGGCCAGACCCAUCAAGUCAAGCCCAUUCGUAACCUUAAUGGACACAAUAUCAACCAAUUCCAGAUCCAUGGUGGAAAGAGCGUUCCUAUAGUCAAGGGCGGAGACCAGACAAAAAUGGAGGAGGGGGAAACAUUUGCUAUAGAAACCUUCGGAAGUACGGGUAAAGGAUAUGUUAGGGAUGAUCUUGAAACAUCACAUUAUGCCAAGAACCUAGACGCACCCAAUGUGUCGUUACGUCUAUCUUCGGCGAAGAACAUCCUUAACAUCAUUCAAAAAAACUUUGGUACCCUGCCGUUCUGUAGGAGAUAUCUUGAUCGUCUUGGGCAAGACAAAUAUCUUUUAGGAUUGAACAACCUCGUGGCAAGCGGGAUCGUAGAAGCUUAUCCUCCAUUAUGCGAUAUCAAGGGCUCUUACACCGCCCAAUUUGAACAUACGAUCCUUCUUAGACCAACAGUAAAGGAGGUAAUUAGUAGGGGAGAUGACUAUUAG